AAUUCAAACUCUUGGAUGGCCUUGAAAUCUUAUUGGCUGUGGAUGUAUACACUACUUACUUAUAAAGAAUAUUUUUUUUAAAAUUAUCUCUGCUUAUCUAUGUGACAUCGACAUCAUAUCACAUCGUAAAUUAUCAUCAUCGCAGCCUGUUGUACAGUGAUACUGAAGUUCGCACAUAGAAAUGAGUGUCCACUCAUAUUCAUCUUUGUUUGAAUAUCUCAAAAAUGUUGGUGUUCAUAUGCUUGACGAACUGUACACUCAUCCUCCAACAUGUCUUGUCGUUUUUAGAGAAUUACCUGAACUUGCGAAACAUUUUGUCAUGCGACUUUUAUUCAUUGAACAACCAAUACCAAAAUCUAUUGUCUCUGGGUGGGUUGAAAAGGGCUCUAGUGCACUUCUAAAUGACUCAUGUAAAGCUUUGACUGAUUUGAGGAUAUGGCAUUCUACAGACAGUAAUGUUUCUCGAGGCUCUUGGUCGUUAAAUAAAAAGUAUCAAGAGUCGAUUCGAAUAUCACUUUUCGGAGGUGGAAAACCCUUACUUGGAGAUUUAGGCAUUGUGACAAACGAUAAGUACUCAAAAAGUGUUGACUUUUUAAAAUCGUAUGCAGCUGAACGUUGGGAUGCUAUACUUCACUUUAUGGUAGGUUCUGAAUCAGCGGAAGUUGGAAGUGUUGUGAAGGAUGUCCUUUUAUUGUCCAAUUUAAUGAAAUGUGAAGGUAAUGAUUGUCCAAUUGGUAUCACAAAGCAUGGGUUCCAUUUCUUGCUUAUGAGUCGACAGUUUCAAGUGCUAGUUUUCAUCCUGCACUACUUUGACUACUUAAAGGAAAAUAGUAAAAAUCUAGUUGGAGCCCUACAGUUCGUUUUCCAACUUAGUUUUUUGUGUCCGACAAAGAGCUAUCCAGUAGAGGCACUGAGUACUGCCCAACAAGAAGUAUUACAGCAUAUGCGCGAACUCGGCUUAGCUUAUCAACGAAAGCGUACUGCGCCUCGUUUUUAUGUAACUCCUCUUGCUUUGGAUGUAGCUGGAGGUCAUACUACUUUCUUGGAAAGUAAAUCAGGUGGAUGGGGUCCACAAUUAGGAGUUAUUCCUACUGGUGUUUCAAAAACAGAUCCCACCGAUAGUAACAAAAUGUUUUCGCAAAUUUCGGUAUCGAAUUCUUCCGAUGUUGGUUACAUUUUGCUAGAAACCAAUUUCCGACUAUACGCCUAUACUGAUUCACCGCUUCGUACCGCUCUUCUUAGUUUAUUUAGCAAAAUACGUGCACGUUUUCCUAAUCUUGUUGUUGCUGAUAUAACUCGUGACUCAGUUCGUGAAGCAUUAAUUCGUGGAAUAACUGCGAAUCAGAUUCUAUCUUUCUUAACAACCAAUGCACAUCCAGAUAUGUUACUACAGAAUCCUAUAUUACCUCCUACUUUAACCGAUCAAAUACGACUAUGGGAAUUAGAACGAGAUAGAUUUCUAUUUCAAGAAGGCUGUCUGUAUGAACAAUUCUCUCGGAAUACAGAUUUUGAAAUGGUUCGGGAUUAUGCUAAAAAUAUUGGUGUUUUACUCUGGGAAAAUCCUGAACGAAGACUUAUGGUUGUGUCUAAAGCAGGUCAUGAAGAUGUACGGAAAUUUUGGAAACAUAAACGUCCAUCCUAAAACUUUGUCACUGUUCAAUUUUCUUUUUCUACUUCAGAUUAUAUGUACAUAUAUAAUUAGACAUUUUCAUUUUUAUUCUAACAGUAUUUGUUGAAGAAUGAUUUUUCAGCAAAACUCCAUGAUUUGUCAUUUUUAAACUUAAAACUCUGCUACUUCCGUUUUUUAACCAGUUUGGUGAAAUAUCUAGAGAAGUCACGCAGUAAUAAUAGUUAAACAAGAUACCCUAUACAACUAUAAGUAUUCACAUACAUGGAACAAAAUCUAAACUUGUUUAUCUUACUUGUUUACUUUCGUCACAGUGUUUGUUCUCUUAUUUUAGGAAGUUCUUAUCGAAAUAAAGCUUAGUAAGCUUCCAUUAUUGGAUUCGUGAGACUAGGUUUUGGUAUAUAAAUAUAUAACCUUCCGCAGUCGAUGUACACAAUUUUUGCUAUAAAGAUUUUCAUCCCAGCAACUAUUACGACGAAUGCAUUAAUUCUAUUUCAGUAAUCAUAAUUCAAUUUGUUAAACAAUCAGUGAAAUUAAAAUUUCUGAUUGACAAAGUAAAUUCUUUAAAUCUACUAACUAAUAAACGUUUCUUACCAGUGAGUGACUACUCAACUGAACUUCAACACUAUUAUUGAAUAUUUACUAAAUUUAAUUAAAAGACGUUGUUUACAACUUAUUUGGAUAUACAUUAAAAUCAAAUAGCAAUUGACACUUGUUCUACCGAAACUCUUGAUUUCAUAGUUAAUCAAAUCUUUGUUUUUCAUUAAAUUUACACAGAGAUAUAUUUAAAUAUAGCUUUCUAACUGCAG
This is a messenger RNA of Schistosoma margrebowiei, 2436 nucleotides long. NCBI's taxonomy places the organism in Eukaryota, Metazoa, Platyhelminthes, Trematoda, Strigeidida, Schistosomatidae. The record is from the annotation of a GenBank genome assembly.